AUAUAGUGCAAGCAGAUGAUAACCUAUAAAUUACCUGUGAUCACCUGGAUCAGAGUUCGAUACCUGGCUCGAUAGCAUCGGAGCUGGUUGUCUUAUCCGGACAGGGUCGUGGGCAGCAUUGUUAUUUUAAUGAAAGAGCUGUAUUGAUAACCCCGAUAGCCACUGCAUCCUAAAAUGGCGGAACACGAUAUAAGCUGACCAACGGAAACGCAAGCAUCCCGUCAGCAUGGCCCUCGUCAAGUACCAAGGCAGCCAUGACCCAGAGAGGGCCCUGCUUGAGGCCCUCGCUGAGGUUCUCACGGACGUGUUGCGUGGGACAACGGAGGAGGAGCGCGCGGCUCUGUUGGGGGCCCACCUGCCCCAGGUGGGGCUGCUGCUGCGUCGCCACGGCCGGGAAGAUGGCGGCGACAAGUGGCCGUCGGGACGAAGGUCCCGGCAUCCCGCUGGUGGGGCAGCAGCCGGAGCUGCCUCCGCACGAGCAGAAGCGGGGUGGGACCCGGGGGGCAUCGGAGGAGCUGCUGUUGCUGCUGCCGAAGGUGGUGGCGGAGGGGGAGGAGGAGGAAUGAGGGCAGGAGCAGGAGCACCACCACCACCUCUUGGCUCUGGUGUUGAUAGAGGGUACGGCGGCGGCGGCGGCAGCGGCAGCGGAGGCGGAGGCAGCAGCUCGGUUCGAGCGCUGCAAGCCAUCCAGGCCGCACUCAUGUCUCUCAGCGGUGUGCCCGGACACCUGGCAGGUGCGGCGGAGGCGCAGUGCUCCGCUGCCGCCCUCACACUCACCCUGGCGCUGGCAGCCGCAUCAGGAGGAGGAGGAGGAGGAGGAGGCGGCAGGGGGGCAGGCGGAGGGGGCCUGCCACCCGCGCUGCUGCAAAUGGUGUCGCCCUUCAGGGCCCGACUAGAGCACCGCGGCCGUCUGGGCAAGGGCGGCUUUGGGAGCGUGGUAGCCGUCCGAAGUCGCCUGGACCAGCGGCUCAUGGCCGUCAAGGAGGUGCCCUUCCGCUCCGCGCUGCCCCCCUGGGCCCCGCCGGAGCAGCUGGAGCAGCAGCAUGCCAAGAUGCUGAGGGAGGUCCAAGCACUCGCCGGGCUGGACGGCAGUCCCCACGUGGUUCGCUACUACAGCGCCUGGAUUGAGCCUGCGUGGGAGAAGCUAGGGCAGCAGCUUCGCAGCAGGAGCAGGGCAGCGACAGCGGGGGCGCAUGGGACAGCUGCAGCGAAAGCAGGAGCAGCAGGGACAGCAUCGGCGGCGGCAGCGGCAGCGCGCGGCGGCGGGAGGCAUCGCGCAGAAGGACGUGACCAGAAGGGAAACCGAGGAGUGCGUGUAGGGGCCGCGGCGGCAGCGGGGAGGACAAUGCCGGCUCCCGGAGGCGGUGCAGUUGGUGGUGUUGGUGGUGGGGCGAUGGGCCAUGGUGACGAUGAUGGCGCACCUCGGAUGGGAGCUGCGAGCAAUCAGGCACGCGGCGCUCCGGCAUGCACCCUGCUACAACCGUUGAUCAGCACCGACGGCUGUAGCGCCGGCGACAGCAGCCAGGGCGCAACACCCACGGGUGGCAGCCAGAGCGCUACACCCACCGGUGCAUGUGGCGGUAUCUCGGGUGCUGCUGUGGGGGUGAUGUCGCCUGCAUGCGUCAUCCAGGAGGUGCUCAGCAGUGAGGAGGAGGAGGAGGAGGACAGCGGCAAUAGCAGCAGCAGCAGCAGCAGCAGCGAGUCAAAAGGGCUCGACAGUACCCACAGCCAGCACGGGAGUGAAGGUGGGAGAGCGCUUCACCCGCGCCAUCCGAGUCGCCCUGCACUGCAGCCGCCGCCGCGGCCUUUGCCGAUUCCGGGUUCUGGCGUUCCUGGCGGGAUUGACUGUGCAGCGCAACCUGUCGUGAUGCUUGCUACAAGCGGCUCCGAAACCGCGAGUCCGGAACUGAGCUCUGGGUGGCCCAUGGGUCACCCGCGCUCGCGUCGGAAAGUGCAGCGGUCGAGUCCGCUGAUUACCAGCCUAAGUAACAGCCCGGCUGGUGCGGAUUUCAGCGGGCAAAUAGGGCAUGUAUUGACCCGUGGGUCCUCCAAGGGUGGAUGCCGCAUGGGGUCUGGUAGAGGCGGGCUUGGAGAGGCGCAGAGCAGCGGGAGCGAGGGUAGCACUGGCGACAGCAGCAGCGGAAGCAGCAGCUCGGAGGAAUCGGAUUCCACGACGGACGAGAGCGAGGAAGAGGAAGAAGAGAAGGAGGAGGAUGAGGAAGGGCAUCAGCAAGUGGAGGAGGAGGAUCAAGAGUGCAGCUGGACCUUCGACCGAGGGGAAGAUGCAGCAGCAGCAACUGCUGACGUCGGCGAGUCCUCUCACGCUUCUUCUGUCAGCAGCAGCAGCAGCGAUAGCGAUAGCGGCGGGCCUCACGGAUGCCUUACUCGCAGCAACAACAGCAAGCAGAGGCCCAAUGGCGGUUGUACUACACCUGAAUGGCAGCAGCGGCGGCGGAGGCGCAGUACGGCAGCGGCGGCGACGGCGAAUGUGGACGACACCACCACUGGCAGCGGCGGAGUGUUUGACAUGGACUGUACGGGAAGCGCCUCCAGGGGUUCGUACGGCGGCGGUGGUGGCGGCCGCCGCCGUCGCCGCCGUCACCCGCAUGAUGAUGGCAGUGAGAGCGGUGAGAGCACCGAAGGCAGCGGGAGCAGUGGGAGCAACAAGGGCUCCGAUGGUAACCCUGGUAGCAGCAAGAACAGCGGCAGCAGCUACAGCAGCAGUAGCCAUGAGAGCGGUGGAAGCAAGAGUGGAAGCGGAGGGAGCAGUAGCCAGGGCAGCAGCAGUGGCAACGACGACGAUGACGACGAUCAUGACACCGGCAGCAGCCAAAGCGGUUCUCACGACCACCCCACCUCCGGGUCACCCCACCAACAUGGUCACCGCUACCGCUACCGUAGCCCUACCGGGCGCCUGUUGAUGGUGGGGCCCACGCAGGGACAGGGACAGCCCCUGGUAGCACCCACGCGGCAGCACCGCUCGCAAACGCACCCCCAGCUGCAGAGGUGGGGCUCCUCGCAGCCCCUGGUCUGGAGCCCCCCUGAGGAGGAGCACGCGGUUCACCACCAUCCGCAGCAUCACGGAAAGCAACAGCAGCAGCGGCACCAACAGCGGCACCAUCGGCAUGCAGCGCGGCGCGAGGAGGCAGCAGGCAUGGGGGGCGGCGGUGGCGGUUUGGAUCUUGCCGUACUGUCCAGCAUCCGCAUGUGGCCGUACAUGCUGUACAUCAGCAUGGAGCUGGUGGUGGGCCCUACGCUGACCAGGUGGUUGCAGCAACGGGCGGUGCGGUUGGGUGGUGUGGCGCACCCGCCAGAGGUAACGGUUGAGCGAAGCAUCUUUCGACAGAUCGUCACCGGCCUGGUCCACGUGCACGCUGCGGGUAUCAUCCACCGCGACCUCAAACCAGCAAACAUCUUCUUGGUGCCAAUCAUGACGUCGGCUUCGGCCCUGAACCAACACCGACAGCAGCAGCAGCCAGCAGUUGGCGCGCUGGCAGCAGCGGCAGUGACCCAUGGGUCAGGACUCCCAACGGCACAACCUGCAGCCCCCGAGGCCUACCUUGUCAAGAUCGGUGACUUUGGGCUUGCGGUGGAUCAUUCGGAUGCCACCAUCAUUCUAGGUGCUGCCAGCAGCUCUCUCUCGGCCGCCUCCUCUUCCUCGUCCACUUCCCGUUCCUCCGCGGAUCAGCUCCCUCCCGUCUCCGCCCCCAUAAAUUCCUUCUCGAGCGGCCAUGGUCCCCUCCGCCGCCCUCCGUCGCUCCCCAUGCUGCGUGCAAGCGGCGAUGGCGAAGAUCUGGCAACGCCCACAUCCGGUGCCGUACCCAGCACUCGUACUGCCCCCUCUGCUCGUACGUCUGGCGUUGGUACGGCAUCCUACGCUGCUCCUGAGCAGCUCGGCCAACAGCAACAGCCGUUGUACGGCAGUAGUGACGGAGGGGUGUCGUACUACGGGCCUGAGGUGGAUAUCUACCCGCUGGGCCUUAUUCUCAUGGAGCUCUUCUGCGUGUACGGCACUGGUAUGGAACGCGCCAUGGCCAUGCGCGACGCCCGCGCCGGCCGCCUGCCUGACUCCUUCUGUCGUACGUACCCGGAGGAAGCCACCCUUGCCGCUGCCUGCCUGGAGCGUGACCCCAUGCGGCGACCCACCGCGGCACAGCUCCUGGUUAUCCUGGACAUGUUGUGGGGACCAGCUGGCACCGCCGCCGCCGCGGCUGCCGUACCAGGCAACGGCAUUGCGGCCGCCGCCGCGGCAGCGGCAGAAGCGCCGGUGGUCGGGGCAUCGAUGGCCGAUGGAAGCGGCGUCGCAGGAAUGGCAAGCCCAGCACUGUUGCGUCCGCAUAGCUCGGGGCCGUUACCGUUGCCGUGGCGUUGUAAGGCAAAGCCGUUGCUGCUGCUGCCGGCGCCGCCUCCCUCGUAUGGGCGCUGCUCAGGCGUUAUUACCGAGGAGCUUGAUCCAGCAGGGUCCGCCUCAACUUCCCCAUCGUACGGCAAUGCCGCGACAGGCGCACAGGAAUUGGCAUGUGGCAAUGGCGACGGUGGCAGCGGUAGCGGCGGGACCAGUGACACCUGCGGAAGUAGCGGGAACGGUGCAGAUGUUCGUACGGUUCGUACGGGUACCGUUCUGGAAGUGGGCAGUCAAACGGAGCUGACUUGGGUCCAGGGGAGCCAGCCGGUGCCGCUUGGCGAGCCAGCUGGAUUCGGUCAACUGGAUUCGAACGUGUCGCAGGAGGGGCAGGCAGUACCGGUAAUGGCGACAGCGCAGGCCAUGACAACCGGAUCAGACAGCGGGGUUGCGGCAGAAGGACCUGGAGCUGAGGCUUUAGUGGUGGUGCCAGGGGCGCCGAAAGCGGGGGACACAGCGGUGGUUAUGGAAGGAGGACCCAUGGAAGGACCCAUGGGUCAUGAGGAGGACACGGCUGCUUUGCUGGUAGAACUGCGACAGGCUGAGAGCAGAGCUCAGCGGCUGCGGGAGUUGCUGGCGCGGCGAGGCGUUGUUCCUUCGGAUGCCUUGUAGGGGGUGUCACUCAUAGUCUAGGCAAGCGUCUUCAGCAGGAGUAGAACAUCACAGAGUGUGAUUCGUGAAGUUGGUUGUAGAGUGCUUAGUGCAAUAGUACUAUGCAGGAGUCAUGGGUAUUAAUCAUAUGAUCCAGGGGUUAGGGGUAAAAGCGAGCUAGAGAACAGCUAAUACAAGAACUGUUAGCGCCUAUAGAGGCACCUAGGAUGCAUUUAGACGUACUCAUGCGGGUUGUCCCGAGCGAGCUGGGCUGGACCGGCCUCGUGCGUUCCCGCCAUGCGACUGGUGCACUGAAACGUACCACUAAUUCACUAUGUAUUCAAUAUGGCCCGGUGAAGGUUACAUUGCAGGGAGUAUUGCACGGAGUAUUCUUGGUAGGCUACCCUUGUAGAGCACUUGAGAAUGCUAGGGAUCUAGUCUGGACUUGCUAUGUUGCGGAUACAGGCUUCCCGCGACAAACGGGCUGGGGAGCACCGGGACUGUUUGAUCAGUUGGCGCUAAGCUGGUGAGAUGUCGGGAACAUAAGAAAUUCGUGGUACGACCCACGCUACAAC
Astrephomene gubernaculifera is the source of this 5568-nucleotide messenger RNA. The record is from the annotation of a GenBank genome assembly. Lineage: Eukaryota; Viridiplantae; Chlorophyta; Chlorophyceae; Chlamydomonadales; Astrephomenaceae.